This is a messenger RNA of Trypanosoma cruzi, 1161 nucleotides long. RefSeq lists its product as uncharacterized. The record is from RefSeq and is a predicted model, not a curated record. The coding region runs from base 1 to 1161 and encodes 386 amino acids. The transcript has a single exon. Lineage: Eukaryota; Euglenozoa; Kinetoplastea; Trypanosomatida; Trypanosomatidae.
AUGUCGCUCCCAAUCAUUCGUCUGCGCACUGUAAACUCGAAUCAUGCAACGGCGGCGGAUGAUCCCGUCACGGCCUCUUGCACGCUGUACGGUUUUCUUCGCUCCGUUCCCAGUCGUUUCGAAUGCGACAUGGCGAUGAGUGACUUCAAGCGCGGCGUCCAGGCGGCGCAGGGGCAAACAUGCUUAACGAAAAACAACGACAAUAUGCUGAACCUUGUCUUUUCCUCUGUGCAGGACCGUCUUUUGCGAGAACUACCGAAAAUUAUUCCUCAGCUGGCGAGGAAUUCGUCGACAUGGCGAAGACUGCUGAGUGGAGCGGAGUCCACGAGCUCCAUGAAUAGCACGCCGACGGCUACGCGGUUGCAGGAUAAUGCACGCAGUCUGCGCAUUGAAGAGAGCGCACAGCCGUCGAUACCAUCGACCCCCUUGCCAUCCGCAGGCACCGGUGAAAAUGGAAACAAAGGGAACCACAAGAAUGGUGAUCAUCAUAGUAGAGCUGAGGAGAUUUUGGUGGAAGAAACAGUUUCCACGACCUCCACACGGUUCAAAAGUCCGUACGAGCAAAUACCACCGCCCAUUCACUUAACGGCGUCCGAGCAUAAAGAAAGCCGGGCAACUGGAGGGAUGCAAGGGGAGACGGGGGAGGGGAAAGAUGCCAGCACGAUUGUUGAGCACCGUGGCAAGGGGAACAACUUCACUGGAAAAAGUUACCGGCCGCAUCCACUGCUUCUUGCCAUCUUGGAGCGUGUCCGGUCAUCCUGCUCGGCGGAAGAGAAUGAGAGCGAUAGAGAAGAGCGUGAGUUUACCACCAUUAUGGAGUCGAGGGAAAAAGCGCUCCGCACCAAGCUAUCAAGUGCAUACUCCAUGAUUCCACCAGAAGAAAAGAAUUGUAUGGGCUUCUUGCGGGAUAUGGAAGCACGUGUCGCUGUUGCACAAAAACUCUUUGAGGUGCAGAAGUUUGAGGAGACGACGAUCCGGAUGACCGAGUGUGCGCUGAAGAUAGAAGUAGCGACGAUGCGGGCGCUUCUUCAUCAGAUUGUGGACGCCGUCGCGGAGGCAGAGGAACGUCAUGAGCGGGAAGGCCCUCGCAGUCCCUACUACGCAGAGGAGUGUCACGUCAUGGCAGCAAUUCAGCAAGCCCUGGAUGAUUUGGCUUCAUAA